AUGGAUAUGCUUGACCAGGCUCCUGCGGAGCCCAUUGCGAUCGUUGGAAGUGCCUGUCGCUUCCCUGGCGGUGCUACAUCCCCUGCGAAGCUUUGGAAGUUGCUCAGAGAACCUCAAGAUGUUCUCAGUGAAAUUCCUGAUAGUCGAUUCAACACGAAAACAUUCUAUCACCCUGAUGGUAUCCACCAUGGCACAACCAAUGUGCGUCACUCGUAUCUAUUGUCCGAUGAUCAUCGGUUGUUCGACGCUCAAUUCUUCGGAACGAAACCAAUCGAGGCAAAUUCUAUUGAUCCUCAACAGCGCCUGCUGCUAGAGACUGUAUAUGAGGGUCUCGAGUCCGCAGGUAUUCCGAUGGAAAAGCUACAAGGCUCGAACACCGGCGUCUACGUCGGAUUAAUGACGAACGAUUAUGCCGAUAUGCUAGGGAGGGAUGUUCAAAACUUCCCUACUUACUUUGCGUCUGGAACGGCAAGAAGUAUCUUGUCAAACCGCGUGUCGUACUUUUUCGACUGGCAUGGUCCUUCUAUGACCAUUGACACGGCUUGUUCCUCUAGCCUUAUCGCUCUCCACCAAGCAGUAUUGAGUUUGAGGAACGGGGAGAGCAAUGUGGCAGUGGUGGCGGGAACAAAUCUUCUUCUCGGGCCCGAGCAAUACAUCGCAGAAAGCAAAUUGAAGAUGCUUUCCCCUACCGGUCGCUCGCGGAUGUGGGACAAAGACGCAGACGGAUAUGCCCGAGGUGACGGAAUCGCUGCUGUUGUGCUCAAACCUCUCAGCCGUGCGCUUGCGGACGGUGAUCGCAUCGAAUGCCUUGUCCGCGAGACUGGUAUCAAUCAAGAUGGUCGCACGAAAGGAAUCACUAUGCCCAACCCGGUUGCGCAGGCAAAUCUAAUCCGUGAGACAUAUACUCGAGCCGGACUUGACUUGUCACAAGCUUCCGAUCGGCCUCAAUACUUUGAAGCCCAUGGAACUGGAACACCGGCAGGAGACCCCGUCGAAGCUCAGGCGAUCAGCACGGCAUUCUUUGGUCCAGAGGCAAAUUACCACCGGGAAAGUCCCGAGGAGUCGCCCUUGUACGUUGGAUCUAUCAAGACCGUGAUUGGGCACACUGAGGGGACAGCUGGCCUGGCCGCAGUGAUGAAGGCGUCUCUUGCUUUACAGCACGGUGUCAUCCCUCCUAACCUUCUUCUGAACGAGCUCAACCCAGCAGUAAAACCUUUCUAUAACGAUCUCGAAAUUCUUCAGCAGGCUCAGAAGUGGCCAGAAACAACUAAAGGAGCCCCACGACGUGCGAGUGUCAAUAGCUUUGGAUUUGGUGGUGCGAAUGCUCAUGCAAUUUUGGAGUCUUUCGACAACCAUCGCGUGUUUUCUGACACAAGCGAUCUCCAAAGCAGCGGUCUUUUACCGUUCAAUUUCUCUGCGAAUUCUGAGAAAUCUUUGACAGCUACUUUGCAAAGCUUUGCAGCCUAUCUCAGAGCAACGCCUGGUGUCGACCUUCGUGACUUGUCCUGGACUUUGAACACCCGCAGGUCAACUCUACCGUUCAGGAUAUCGCUCACAGGCUCCGAUGCAGCUGAGCUUGCAACAAACAUUGAAAGGGCCGCCCAGUCAUCGUCGGAUAUCCUACCAUCGAGCAAAACAACUUCGGUGAAAGAACCAAAAAUAUUGGGGAUUUUUACUGGACAAGGGGCUCAGUGGGCAAGGAUGGGGGCGACAUUAUUAUCAAGCUCGCACAUGGCUUCCGCCUGCAUUUUCGACCUUGACUUGGCCCUUCAAACUCUUCCCGAACAGGACCGACCAAGCUGGACUCUCCGCGACGAGAUCUUGAAGGAUUCAAAGUCAUCGCGAAUUGGAGAGGCUCUGUUCUCCCAGACACUUUGCACUGCUGUUCAGGUAAUGCUUGUGCAGCUUUUGUCAGCAGCUGGUAUUUCCUUUACAGCCGUGGUUGGUCAUUCAUCUGGUGAGAUUGCCGCAGCAUACGCGGCAGGCUAUAUCUCGGCAAGUGACGCUAUCAGAAUUGCAUAUUAUCGCGGCUGGUCCUUACAGCACGCCGUUGACGGUCAAGGAGCCAAGGGAGCUAUGAUGGCUAUUGGAACAUCAUUGGAAGACGCCCAAGAACUUUGCGACAUGCCAUCUCUAAAGGGUCGUAUCUGUGUGGCGGCGGCAAAUUCGUCGGCUAGUGUCACACUUUCUGGAGAUUCUGACGCCAUCGAAGAAGCCAAAGAGAUAUUCGAGGACGAGAAGAAAUUCGCUCGCUUGCUCAAAGUUGAUAAGGCCUACCACUCGCACCAUAUGCUACCUUGUGCUGCGCCUUAUAUUUCUGCCAUGCAGAGAUGCGGCCUCAAAAUCCAAGCUGGAACGGCGCGAAAGACUGCAUGGAUAUCAAGUGUCUACGUCCAAAACAUCGACGAUGUCACCGACAAUUUGUCGGACAUCUAUUGGAGCAAUAACAUGACAAAUGCAGUUAUGUUCUCUCAGGCUGUGAGUCAUGCCAUUGCUGCGCAUGGGCCUUUCGACAUGGGUCUGGAGAUCGGUCCUCAUCCUGCAUUGAAGGGACCGGCACUCCAGACGAUCCAGGAUAUUUCUGGAAGCUCAAUCCCUUAUAGUGGUCUCCUUUCCCGUGGAAAGUGUGAUAGGCGGUCAUUUGCAGCUGCUCUUGGUGCUCUCUGGGCCAACCUUGGUGAGCAUGCUGUAGACUAUGCAGCUUUCGACAAAAGGAUACAUGGGGACGCUCGCUGGCCCAGGCUAUUGAAAGACUUACCAUCUUAUGCAUGGGAUCAUGAUCGCAUCUAUUGGCACGAGUCCCGAAUUUCCAAUACCUCACGUGUUGAUGGUGGGGAGUUUCAUCUUCUCUUGGGCACAAGAUGUCCCGACGGCACGAACGAGGAGCUCCGAUGGCGGAACUAUCUCAACACACGUGAGAUUCCAUGGCUUACGCACCAUCAAGUGCAGGGACAAAUCGUGUUUCCUGCUGCCGGUUACGUGUCGGCUUUGACAGAGUGCUUGGUUCAGCAAUACGGAAUCGACUCUAUCCAUCUCAUUGAGCUUGAGGACUUCAUAAUCGGACAAGCUUUGGUUUUGGAAGAGAAUGUCAGCACUGAAGUUGUCUUUACAAUUACCGUGUCUGAGAGUAGUCGCGAUUCUCUGAGGGCAGCCUUCAAAUGCUAUUCAGGGGGUGUCAAAGGAUCCUCGUCGCUGUCACUUCACGCUUCUGCCCAAGUUCAUGUUUUACUAGGCAAGUCUGACACCGCGGCUCUGCCCUCGAAUUCCAACUCCCAUUUGUCCUUCCUGCAGGUCGAACAAGAUCGAUUCUACAAUUUUGUUUCUGACCUGGGCUUUGGUUACACGGGGCCCUUCCGUGGCCUCACCGACUUGACUCGAAAAAUGGAUGAAUCGAAUGGGAUGAUUAUAGUCCCCAAUAAUGAUGGCCCCGAGAAGCCAUUAUUGGUACAUCCAGCAACACUGGAUUGUGCCAUACAAGCCAUUAUGCUGGCUUAUUCUUUCCCUGGAGAUGGACGCUUACGUUCUCUUUAUCUUCCAACGAGAAUUGAUUGUUUGAGAAUCAAUCCGACACUGUGCCUGGCUAUGGCGGGUCCUGGCUCGCGUGUGCCUUUUUCUGCUUCAGUUGCACACGCCAAAUUCGCUGAGCUCUCGGGAGAUGUCGACAUCUUUUCUUCUGACGGGAAUAACACAAUAAUUCAGCUUCAAGGACUCCACACCACUCCUCUAACACCGCUCUCUGAGUCAACGGAUGUUCCGAUGUUUACUGAGAUGACGUGGGCACCAGAGGAUCCUGCAUGUUACGGGAAGGAAGAUUCGAAUACAGCUCAAAGUGAAGAUCGCAACCAGGCGCUGGAGCUGGAAAGACUGGCUUUCUACUACCUGAAGCGCCUAGCCAGCUCAAUCACGACUGCGCAAAGAUCGCAAGUCGCAUCCCAUCAUGCUCACCUCCUAUCCUUUGCUGAUCAUUGUGUCGCUCUCGUCAAAUCGGGGCGUCAUCCGUUCGCGGAACAAGCUUGGAUCAAUGACGAAGAGGAGCUCGCACAUGAUAUUCUCAAACAAUUGGGAAACAACCAUGAUUCCAAGAUACUACAGGUUGUUGGGGAGAGCCUUCCAGCAAUUGUCCGCGGCGAAGUCAACAUUCUCGACAUUUUCAUGAAGAACAACACACUCGGUCGCUUCUACGAGGAGACCCUUGGAAUCGGGGCGUAUUUGGCCGAAUUAGGGCGUAUUGCUGGUUCAAUUGGAAACAAAUACCCGCACAUCAAUGUUCUUGAAAUUGGAGCUGGCGCUGGAGAAGCAACAACAGCCGCCCUUAAUGGGCUUGGUACUGCUUUUGCGUCCUAUACGUACACUGAUUUCAUGGAGACUUGGCUAGAACGUGCCCAAGAUAAGUUCCAGGCCAGACAGGCCAAUAUGGCCUUCAAGAUUCUUGACAUUGAAAAGGAUGUUGUAGAACAAGGUUAUGGUCAGAACUCAUAUGACUUGGUCAUCGCAUCUCUGGCUCUUUACGCGACGUCCAAUAUUAAGCGCACGAUGUCUCACAUUCACAGCUUGAUCAAACCAGGCGGUUAUCUGCUUAUACUCGAGCUGAUUGACCUAAUGAUAAUGCGGUUCGGUGCAGUACUUGGCGGCUUGCCUGGUUGGUGGCUUGGGCGCAAUGAGGGACGGGAGCUGUCGCCUACUAUUUCUCUGGAUGAGUGGCACAAUGUGAUGACAAAAACCGGGUUCUCUGGCAUUGACCAUUCAAAGACCCAUGACUCGAGUCGGCUCGUUCCAUUUUCCGUCAUGUUAACCCAAGCGGUUGAUUCGCGUAUUAACUUUCUGCGGAACCCUCUCGCCCAGAGUCCCGAGAAAGUUCAUGUUGAAUCACUGACAAUACUUGGUGGCAAAACUCCAGUCUCCUCGAAAAUGAUUCAAUAUCUUAAAACCUCCGUCGGGGACCACUUCGAACAAAUUAAGUGCUACAGCGAGCUUGCUGAGAUCAACGCCGAAGAGAUUCCUUUCAUGGGGACGGUGCUGAGCUUUACAGAGCUUGACACGCAAGUCUUCCUCAAUCUGACUUCUCGGGCCUUGCAGGGCUUCCAGGAACUUUUCAGGAAAAGCAAAAAUGUACUUUGGGUUGUGCACGGAGCUCAAGGUGCGAACCCAGGGGGUAACCUUUUCAGAGGGAUUCAACGAACGCUUGCCAUGGAAAUGCGUCAUUUAAGAAUCCAAUCUUUGAACUUCGGCUCUUUAGACGAGGUUGACAAUGCUUUGAUCGCGAAACAACUUCUGCAAUUGACGGCUACGGGUCUCUGGGAGGGGGAUGAUCGACUUCACGAUCUCCUCUGGUGCACAGAGCCUGAGCUAUCCUUUCAGAACGGAGCAAUGCUCAUACCGAGAAUCAAAAUGAACCGAUGUCGGAAUGAUCGAUACAAUUCUGCGAAACGCCUCAUUCUAAAAGAACUUGAUCGUGAAUCUGUGUCGGUUGCAAUCUCAAGGGCCAGAGAUUACGAGCUUUCUGCGACAGAAAUUAUCAAGACUUCUGGGCAUUGUGAUUUGACUAAAAUCCAGGUCACGCACUCGCUACUCCGCUCUGUCAGAGUCGACAACGACAGCUUUCUUUUUGUCGUAGCAGGCAAAGAGUGUGAGAAUGAUACAUAUGUCGUAUCUCUGGCAAAGGAGAUAAAAUCGCACAUCAUUGUGCCUUCUAAGUGGAUCCUUGCUAGAGCAGCACCAGAGAGAGAUGCAAGGCAGUCAUUGCUUUCCACCUACGUGAGCCUUUUUACUCGUUCUGUCCUUCAUGGUAUGGUACCUGGAUCAGUACUGGUGGUUCUAGAACCCGAUUUCUCGAUAGCAACAGCUAUGAUUCAUCAAACCCGUCGUGUGGGCAUUCAGCUCGUACUCGUCACCUCAAAGGACCGCAACUGCUCUCUUCCUUGGGUUUAUGUUCAUCAUCGCGCAACUCGACGUGAACUAUACAACAAAAUCCCAGGGUCUGUCACCAGAGUGUUUAACGCCGGUGCUGAUGACCUUCUGGCAAAGACUAUCACUCAGAUUCUCAACACAUCAUGCCCGCUUAUAGCAGAGAAUGACCUCACACGUCAAGACUCCCAUCUCUCGUCUCGACUGGACUCAAACCUGUUCACGCUUGAAAUGCUAAAGACGGACUUGAAAUUUGAUCUUGAUCAAGCCCUAUCGAACCCAAGAAGGAUUCCAGAUAUCACUUUACGUGGUCUGAUAGAAGCCCAGGAUUUGACGGAGCAACACAUCGUCAUCUGGGACACCACCCUUCUCCCGAUUCAAGUCAAACCCGCAACCAAGACUGUCAGGUUCCCUGGCAAUAAGACAUACUGGCUUGUUGGCUUGACUAGUGGCCUUGGCUUGUCUCUUUGUGAGUGGAUGGCUUUUCAAGGUGCAAAAUACAUUGCACUCUCGAGUCGGAACCCCCAGGUAGAAGGCUCGUGGAUACAGAAAAUGGCCGCCGUUGGCUGUACUGUGAGAGUUUUCGCAAAUGAUAUUACCGAUCGUGAAUCCAUCGAAAACACCCACGGUCAGAUUGUUCAGAGCAUGCCACCAAUUGGCGGUGUAGCGCAGGGUGCCAUGGUUCUACAGGACACAAUGUUCCUUGAUCUCAAUCUCGACCGUUUCAAUUCUGUUCUACGGCCGAAGGUUCAGGGAAGCAUUCUGCUUGAUGAGCUCUUCUCUGAUGAUUCUUUGGAUUUCAUGAUCUUUUUCUCGUCAAUGGCCGCAGUUACAGGUAAUCCUGGCCAAGCUCCCUAUAACGCUGCUAAUAUGUUCAUGGCCAGUUUGGCUGCACAGCGUCAACAGCGUGGCCUAGCUGCUCAUGCCAUCAAUAUUGGAGCCAUUGUUGGUAACGGAUACGUGACUAGGGAGCUUAACAUGUCGCAGCAGAACUAUCUUUACAAAGUGGGCCAUACAUGGAUGUCAGAACAAGACUUCCGAGAGAUAUUCGCCGAGGGUAUUUUGUCGUGUUUACAGCGUGAUCAUGCGGCCGACAUUUGCAGUGGCCUUAGAAUCGACGACGAUGAAAGCAAAGAUUGGGUCACUAAUCCGAUUUUCCAGCAUCUCGUGGUCAAGUCUAAUGCGAUAAUUGAGAAUGACAAGAAAGGAAAGACGUCUGUCAUGAUAAAAGCCAGAUUGCUUGAAGCAACUACCAGGGCUGACGUGAUGGAAGCUCUGCAAGAUGGGUUCACCGUGAAGCUGCAAUCCGCUCUUCAACUUGAUCCGACUAAACCGAUUCUCGACAUGAGCCCCGACGAGCUGGGUGUUGACUCACUCAAUGCUGUCGACUUCCGCUCCUAUUUCCUGAAGGAGCUGAGGGUUGACGUUCCAGUCCUGAAAAUCUUCAACGCUGGAUCAAUUCAUGAACUGCUCAAAUUUGUUUCGAGCUGCAUUCCAUCGUCGCUGAUUCCGAACAUCAAGCAAUCCGAUGAAGAGCAUUCUAAAGAUCCACAGCUUCCCAUGCCAGCAGUUUCUGCUGAUUCCCUGGAGAAAGAAGUUCCCUCUUUGCCAGUGCUGAACGAAGAGGAUGCCGAUGAAGCAAAGUUAUUCCAACUAAACUACUAUCCACCUCAAAACCAAGCGGGCAGUGUUUUGUCAAUUUUCGUCAAAGCCGAUGACUCAAGCUCAGAUCAGGAUGGAGACAGCUCUUCGCAGACAUCAGUUGACAACGAUUCGCAAAGCGAUGACAAAACAGCAAUCGAGCGUAUUGCUCCGAUGUCAUUUGGACAAUCGCGCUUCUGGUUUCUAAGAUCUCUUGUGCCAGAUGAGACAGCUUUUAACGUCACGCCCACAUUUGAGCUGCGUGGGGAAUUAGACAUUGCACGAUUUUCGCAAGCUGUCGAAGAUGUUUGCCAGCAUCACGAAGCUCUUCGUACAUUCUUCUUUACUGACGCAGCCAAGAAGCACAUGCAAGGAGUUCUUAGACGAACGCAGGUCUGCCUUGAGCAUGUUCAUAUCCAAAGUCAAAUGGACGUUGAUUCUGCCGCUGAAAGAAUGAAAGGGCAUAUCUUUGAUAUAUCCGAUGGUGACGUGAUGCGUAUUCAACUCCUCACCAUUGCGCCCGACCAUCACUGGUUACUUUUUGGCUUUCACCACAUCAACAUGGAUGGCGUCAGCUUCGAAAUUCUUUGGACACAGUUCGAGGCUGCCUAUCAGGGUACUUCGAUUGCAAGGAACGCAAUCCAGUAUCCUGAUUUUGCUAUACGCCAGAUUCAAGAAUAUGAAGAAGGCGUUUGGUCAGAUGACUUGGAGUAUUGGCGCAGCGAAUUCACCACCAUUCCACAGCCAAUUCCACUACUCCCCUUUUCUCGUCAGCCAACGCGUCCCUCAAUAUCGGGAUACUCUACAAUUCGCGCCCAGCUUCGCAUUGGUGUGGAUCUCUCACGACAAAUCGAGACCUGUUGUAGGUUGUUCAAAGUCACGCCGUUCCAUUUCCACCUUGUCAUGUGGCAGAUUCUUCUUCAGCGUCACCUCAAUAUGGAGAACAUCUGCAUUGGUCUUGCUGAUAGCAAUCGUACCGACUUCGAUAUCCUGGAAAGUGUUGGCAUGUUUCUCAAUCUUCUUCCUUUGCGUCUUUCCUCGCACUCGUCGCAAUCAUUUGGUGAAGCUCUUAAGGCUGUGAAAAAUGCUUCACAGAAUGCCUUAUCGCACUCCAAGGUUCCAUUUGAUGUGAUCCUAUCUGAACUCAACGUCCCUCGAUCCGCUUCCCACAGCCCAAUGUUUCAAGUUCUCUACAACUACCGCCCUCGUGUAGAGGAAUCCCGGUUUUUCUGCGGUUGCCAGGCAGCCGGCUCAUUGCUGACUACGGGAGAAACUUCGAAUGAUCUGCAACUUGACGUGGUAAAUCUUGGGGAUGGUGACACAAUGAUUCACAUACUCGCGCAAAAAGAUCUCUACGAGCUUGAGCACGCUCAAAUCCUCCUUCGUAGCUACGAACAUCUGAUUCAUGUGUUCAUCCGCAAUCCAGCUACCAAGGUAUCUUGGCCUCCGCUUUUCUCCGAGACCGAUAUGAAUCAAGGUAUUGUGGUUGGAAAAGGACCUGAGAAGCCGACUGAAUGGCCAUUUACGGUGUUGCAUCGCAUUGAAGAGAUGGCCGAUAUCUAUCCCGAGCAAAUCGCCUUGAAGGAGAUGAAUGGCAAUAAGCUCACUUAUAAACGGCUGACAGAGGUGGCUGCCGGUAUAGCCAAUGAACUCCUAGCCAAAGACAUUCAAGUCGGAGAUCGUGUGGGUGUCCUGCAAUCUCCGGGGGUGAAAUUGAUUUGCUCAGUGCUCGCCAUCUGGCGGGUUGGCGCUACCUACGUUCCCUUAGACCGAAAGGCCGGGAUUGAAAGGUUGUCGGUGAUGGUCGCUGAGUCUGAACCAAAGCUCAUUCUUCUGGAUUCCACUACUUUGACAGAAUCAGAACUGCUCAUCUGCUCCGCUCAAGCUGUCAACGUGGACAAUGCUGAUGCAGUCUCGGACAGACUGCCAUCAAUUUCAGCAGAGAGCAGUCAAAUUGCAGUUAUCGUCUUUACGAGUGGUUCAACCGGUACACCAAAGGGCAUCCGCCUUACGCACUCAGCUCAUGUCAAUCAGAUAGAAGGAUCGACCCGAGUUUGCAAUCUCGCAACAGCGAAAGAGACUGUGCUUCAUCAGUCAUCGUACGCAUGGGACAUGUCGAUAUACCAAAUACUAACAGGUUUGUGCAAUGCUGCUACGCUCGUGAUUGCACCAUUGGCCGCGCGCGGAGAUCCAGUCGCGAUCACAGAAAUAAUUGCUGCUGAAAAUGUGACCGUAACUCUCGCCACACCUACAGAGUAUCUCGCGUGGUUCCGACACGGGAGAGAAGCUUUGAAGCGCUCCAAUAUGAAGAUUUUACUCUCUGGUGGAGAACCAUUGACUGCGCGUCUUCUAGACGAGUUCAAGUCUGUUUGUCAACCAACGGCAAGACUGAUCAACGCUUACGGCCCGGCGGAAGUCACACUCGCUUGCAGCGUGGAAGAGGUUCCUCGUGCGCAACUCGACUCGCACUUACUCGAGUCUGCUUCUGGAAUUCUAACACUCCAGAAUUAUUCCGUUUACAUUGUUGAUGAGAAGAUGCAGCCCUUGCCAAUUGGCCUGCCAGGAGAAGUUGUCGUUGGAGGAGCAGGCGUUGCGGAGGGAUAUCUUGAUACAAGUCUCGACAGCGACACUUUCUUACAAGACCGGUUUGCAACUUCGUUCUUCAAAAGUCAAGGAUGGACCAGGGCUUAUAGGACGGGAGACCGAGGUAGACUUACUCAUGACGGACGACUUAUUAUACUGGGCCGCAUCAAAGGAGACAACCAACUGAAGAUUGGGGGAAUUCGCAUCAACGUUGAGGAGAUUGAAUCAGCCAUCAUUCGCAGCUCAGGGGGUAGGAUAUUGCAAGCUGUGGUGUCCCCCAGGACGAGUGAAAGCGACGGAAAUCGGUUCCUCGUUGCUUUUGUUGUUCUAUCCGACGCCGAGGCUGCCAGCGCCUCUUCGCAAUUCCUGCAAGAACUCAAAGCCGACCUUCCAUUACCACACUUUAUGCGACCAGCCAUAUUUGUCCCUUUGCCUUCUUUGCCGCAAAAUCUGUCUGGAAAGGUCGAUCGCCUCGCCUUGAACCAAGUUCCCAUCUCGCAGCUUGUUGAUGAGGCCAGCAGUAACGUUGGUCUAACUGCGAUGGAGCAAGAGCUGCGAAGUCUAUGGCAAGAGGCCAUCCCUCAUGACAUUGCAAGGUUGCAUGCCAUCGACUCAGGCUCCGACUUUUUCCACGUGGGUGGCAGUUCGCUUACUCUAGUUGAUCUUCAGGCCCUGAUUAAAGAUCGACUGGGGGUCUCGGUGCCAUUGCAAGAACUAUUCGCAGCCAGCACCCUGCGUGAAAUGGUCACACGGAUCGAAAAUGUCUCUCACAUCAAGGAUCACUCGUCAAUCGACUGGAAGACCGAAAUUGAAGAUCUUCUCGCUGGGCUGUCACCGAGUCAGGAGACCAACACAGCCGACGGACCUCUCGGCGUUAGCACCGUUGUCCUCACUGGAUCGACCGGAUUCAUCGGAAAAGAAAUCCUCCGUCAGCUCAUGAAAGACGACGAAAUUCAUAAAAUUUACUGUCUAGCUGUGAGAAAGCCGCUCGCCAAACUACCUGCACUCUUUGCGCAUCCCAAGAUUCAUGUGUACCAUGGUGACCUUGGGUCCCCAAGCCUGGGACUAUCAGAGAAGGACGCAGAUUCGAUCUUCCAGACCACCGACAUCGUGAUUCACAACGGUGCAGACGUCUCAUUCAUGAAAACAUACCAAUCACUCAAAUUGACAAACGUGCAUUCGACCGCAGAGCUCGUCAAACUCUCCCUACCGCGCCGCAUCCCUUUCCACUUCAUUUCAUCCGCGAGUGUGACUCGAUUUUCCAGCAUGGCUUCGUUUGGCGAAUACUCCGUGGCAGCUUUCCCGCCUCCUUCAAUUCCUCGAGAUGGCUAUGCCACGGCAAAGUGGGUCUGUGAAGUAUACCUCGAGCGUGUAAAUGAAUCCCACAAACUCCCUGUCUGGAUCCACCGUCCAUCGAGCGUGAUGGGUUCCGAUGCCCCCGAGCUAGACCUCAUGAGCAAUGUCCUACACUACUGCAAGGCAACUCAAAAGAUUCCGGCUUCUCAAGCAUGGAAUGGCGUCUUCGAUUUCAUCCCUGUCGAGAAGGCUGCGGCGCAGAUCAUCCGCACAGUUCACGAGUCCACUGAUCAGUCUGGGAUUGAAACACCCCAUUUUGUCUACGAGUCUGGUGAAGUUCAGGUUGGUCGGGAUGAGGUUCAAGCCAUGAUGGAAACAGGGUCUGGGCAGAAGUUUGAAACAGUUCCGAUGGUGGAUUGGAUCAAUGCUGCUGAAACGGCAGGUAUGAGUCCACUCUUGGGAGUAUAUCUGCGGCAGGCUGCGGAUGGGCAGAUUUUGCUUCCGCGACUGGUCAAGACCUCAGCUUCUGCGGCUGUUUGA
Molecule: messenger RNA, 11964 nt
Organism: Penicillium oxalicum
Lineage: Eukaryota; Fungi; Ascomycota; Eurotiomycetes; Eurotiales; Aspergillaceae
Product: Polyketide synthase-nonribosomal peptide synthetase
Exons: 7
Coding region: 1-11964 (3987 amino acids)
Biological process (GO): secondary metabolite biosynthetic process; fatty acid biosynthetic process
Molecular function (GO): 3-oxoacyl-[acyl-carrier-protein] synthase activity; fatty acid synthase activity; phosphopantetheine binding
Source: RefSeq, a predicted model, not a curated record